AGGGGUCGGGCUUCAGCACGGUCGCCAGCCUGAACUUCAACCGCGUAACCACCGCGUAUCAGACUUGCCCACGGAACCCACCUAGCGUUAGCAGAGCUCUUAGGCUGGUUGCAUACUGAAGGACCGUUGAUGAGGAAACCGGGGUCUGCCUUUGCAAUCCAGCCGCAAAACAGCCUCGCAUCAAACGACAGCCGAGACUCUGCCCGUCCGAACAAACCGAAUAAACGAUCAGCCGACAGCACGCCGCGCAAGUCGCGGGCAGAGCUGAGACAGAGCUUCUACGACCUGAUCCAAUCCACGACGAUCACGUACUCCUCGCCGUCUCCCCCGAAACGCUCAGACAGUCAGCUCCUGCCCGGCCUAGAACGAGACACCAUGGCUCGAUUACGGAAGGAGUCGUUCAGCGAUGACGAUCUCGAGAUCCUGAGCUCCCAAGCAGCCAACAUGUCACUCGGUCCUCCCGAGGUGCAAACGCCCUCGAGGCCGAGAGGUAGACCAGAGCCCGAGGUCAUCGACCUCUCCAACAGCCCAAUUCCAGUCAUCCGAGCCCCCGCAGCGGCAACGCCGACGCCUAGUUUUGGCCACCCAACAAAGCUGGUCCCGCGGUUCGGCCAGCGCAAAGACGACCCCAACAAUGUGUUCAUCCAGCGGAAGACUCGGCCUGAGUUUCACAGCGACAUGUAUAGGAGUUCGGGUCCCUUGAAGCCCAAGACCGAGUCCAAGAAAGCGCCGGCAUUGCAGAUGUUCAGCUCCAUGAGCGAGGAAGCCCAGCCCGCGUACCAAUACAGCCGGCCGGCGGGAUCGGCAUUUGGGAAUACGGUGUUUUACACAGAUCCUGCCAAGGCUUCAGAAGAUCUGAAAGCCUUGCUUGAGGGGAGUCUAGAGGACGAGGACGAGGAUGAGGAUGAAGAGGGCAGCGGGGUGGACAAAAAGGAGGGCGACAAACCAAAAGAGGAGACUAUCGAGGAUGGAUCUCUGGAAGGUAUCAAAGUCAAGCUUCUCCCACAUCAAGUAGAAGGAGUGAAGUGGAUGCGCGGACGCGAACUCGGGACCGCCAAGAAGGGGAAAGCGACGAAGGGAGGUAUCCUAGCAGAUGAUAUGGGUCUUGGAAAGACCCUACAGAGCAUCUCGCUGAUCGUCAGCAACCCGAUGCCCGGUCCGGAGGACGAGGAGUGGCAAAAGCAGUUUGGACACGUCAAGAAGGCGACACUUGUCGUUGCGCCUCUUGCCCUCAUCCGCCAAUGGGAAGCCGAGAUCAAGGAGAAGGUGGCUCAGGGCCACGAGCUCAAGGUCUGCGUACACCACGGCCCCAAUCGGACGAAGGACUCAAAGGUUCUCGCCAAGUACGACGUGGUCAUCACCACGUAUCAGAUUCUGGUAUCCGAGCACGGGAACAGCAACCCGGACCGGACAAGGAACCCCCAAGUGGGCUGCUUCGGUAUCUCGUGGUACCGCGUGAUCCUGGACGAGGCACACAGCAUCAAGAACCGCAACGCCAAGGCCACCAAGGCGUGCUGCGCUCUCCGCUCCGUAUACCGCUGGUGUCUCACGGGGACUCCCAUGCAGAACAACCUCGACGAGCUCCAGUCGCUGGUCCACUUCCUCCGGAUCCCGCCGUACGACGACCUCGCCGAGUGGCGCACCAAGAUCGACGGCCCCAUGAAGAGCGGCAAGGGCCACAUCGCCAUCCAACGACUGCACACGCUCCUACGCUGCUUCAUGAAGCGGCGGACCAAGGACAUCCUCAAGGAAGAAGGCGCUCUCGUGGCAGGCGGCAAGAAGGCGCUCGACGCGGCCGCGGAACAGGCCAAGAAGGAGGGCCACUCAGCAAAAGACUCGGCAGCCGCAGCGCCGACGCCUGCGUUCAAGGUCACGCAGCGUAAGGUGGUCACGGUCGAGACGCGCUUCUCGCCCGCCGAGCGCGAGUUCUACGACGCGCUCGAGGAGCGCGCCGACAAGAGCCUUGAGAAGAUGAUGAAGGGCCGGAACGUCAACUACGCCAACGCGCUCGUCCUGCUACUGCGACUGCGCCAGGCGUGCAACCACCCGCGACUGUCCGAGACGAGGCUGGAAAAGGACAGCGAUGCCUUGGGUACGGUUACCGCGGCGCAGCCUUCUGCUGCCAAGGCGAGCGCCGCGGUAUAUGAUGUCGAUGACCUCGCGGACGCCUUUGGUGGCAUGGGUUUGCAGGCGAGGCAGUGCGAGAUGUGUCUGAAUGAUCUGAGCAAGAAGGAGGUCGCCGAUGGGCUUAUGCGGUGCACGGAGUGUGUCGAGAGCUUAAGGAAGGUGAAGAGUGAGAGUCCUCGGCGGAAGAAGCCGGAGAAGAAGGAGAAGCGGGUUAGUGUUGUGGAGGAGGAGAUCAAGAUUGAGAAGAUGACCAAGCGGAAACCCAAGGGCCGCAAAAUCAUCACAGACAGCGACGACGAGGAGGAAGACAUGGAGGGGAGCUGGUUGGUGCCGGAGGAUGAACGCGGUUCCCUCCGUCUCGGCAAGGCCGGGGGCGAGGAAGACGAGAACGCGGAAGGUGGCGGCGAGGACAUCGCGUCCGAGGAUUCAGACCGGUCUUCCGACAACGACGACGAGGAGGGGAGCCAGCUCGACAGCUUCAUCGUCAAGGAUGAAGACGUGCCGGAAGACGAACUGGCUGCAGCAGACGGCUCCGACACAGAUUCGGACGACGAGACGUUUGUGUCGGUGUCUAAACUCCGCUCGCAAGUGGUCUCCGAGCCAGGGGCCGACGACAGCGAGAUAGAGGCCUCGGAAGAGAGCAAAGAUGAAGCGAUCUCCGAAUCCGAGCUUCACUCUGGCUCAGAGGGCGACGACUUGCCUAUCCAACGUGGUCAUCACAGGAGGAGCACCAAAACCCGUCCUUCCGCUUCCAAGGCCAGACACCGCCGAACCAGCACCGACGACGACGACGACGAUAACAUCGGGAUCACGGCCUCGGCCAAGAUCCGCGAGCUGCUCUCCAUCCUCCGCAAAGAGACGGCCGAGCACAAGUUCAUCGUCUUCUCGCAAUUCACCUCGAUGCUGGACCUGAUCGAGCCGUUCCUGCGCGGGCAGCCGGGCCUGAAAGCGGUGCGGUACGACGGCAAGAUGGCCAACGACGCGCGCGAGGCGGCGCUGCACGCGCUGCGCACCGACCCCCACACGCGCAUCCUGCUGUGCUCGCUCAAGUGCGGCUCGCUGGGGCUGAACCUGACGGCGGCCACGCGCGUCGUCAUCGUCGAGCCCUUCUGGAACCCGUUCGUCGAGGAGCAGGCCAUCGACCGCGUGCACCGCCUGACCCAGACCGUCGACGUCGUGGUGUACAAGCUCACCGUGGCCGACACGGUCGAGGCGCGCAUUCUGGCGCUGCAGGAGAAGAAGCGCAAGCUUGCCGAGGCGACCAUCGAGGGCGGUAUGCGCAGGAAGGGCAAAGGCCAGCUCAAGCUGGGCCUGCAGGAGAUUCUGGAGCUGUUCAAGCACGAUUCCAGGCGCUCGUUUGGCGAUGAUCCGUAUGGUGGCCUGGAUGAGAAGGUUGUGGUCCAGGACGAGAGGGCCAUGAUUGGGCAUAAGAAGAAUAAGCAGGGGCGGAAGGAGCAUGAGGUGUAUGGGCGGCGGUGGUGACGUGUUGCGGGCGUGUUUGGGAUAGACGGGACGGCGUGGACGGGAAUGGAUAGGAAUAGGAAUAGGAAUAGGAUACGAUAUAACGGGGUCCCAGGACAGGAAGGGGAUAGGAUGGGAGUUACUAGUACUUGGUUUGCCGGAAGCAGGAGGAUAUGGGUAGGCUUUGGGUCAAUGGAUUUCCUGCGUCAGAGUUUUAAGGGAUUACCGAAAUGUUUUGUUGUCUGUGUAGAUGUCUGGGCUAUAGGGCGGAGAGUAUCUUGCGGUAUGCUCACCGUGAUGCGAUUCCUGUGGAUUGGGGGUCUAUCGUUGAGUGCUACUUGUAUGUGCGAGCGGCUGUCACCCAGCCUUGACGUGACUAGCAUACAAUAUCAGGAUUGUUAAGCCUG
Molecule: messenger RNA, 3995 nt
Organism: Chaetomium strumarium
Lineage: Eukaryota; Fungi; Ascomycota; Sordariomycetes; Sordariales; Chaetomiaceae
Product: SNF2 family N-terminal domain-containing protein
Exons: 2
Coding region: 130-3609 (1159 amino acids)
Biological process (GO): DNA repair
Cellular component (GO): nucleus
Molecular function (GO): ATP binding; ATP-dependent chromatin remodeler activity
Source: RefSeq, a predicted model, not a curated record